Vombatus ursinus (common wombat) is the source of this 1548-nucleotide messenger RNA. It is a transcript of the gene AKT2, whose product is annotated as AKT serine/threonine kinase 2. NCBI's taxonomy places the organism in Eukaryota, Metazoa, Chordata, Mammalia, Diprotodontia, Vombatidae. The transcript is spliced from 13 exons. Gene Ontology annotation, biological process: protein phosphorylation. The record is from RefSeq and is a predicted model, not a curated record. Gene Ontology annotation, molecular function: ATP binding; protein serine/threonine kinase activity. The coding region runs from base 88 to 1533 and encodes 481 amino acids.
CAGACUGCGCUCCUUCCGCGGCUCCCAAGGCACGCUCUCACCUGACCCAUCCCUGGCGAGGCGGCGGUGGCAAGGCCGGGCACCACCAUGAACGAGGUGUCCGUUGUCAAAGAAGGCUGGCUCCACAAGAGAGGUGAAUACAUCAAGACCUGGAGACCUCGUUACUUCCUGUUAAAAAGUGAUGGUUCAUUCAUUGGCUACAAAGAGAGGCCAGAGGUUCCUGACCAGAGUUUGCCCCCUUUAAAUAACUUUUCUGUAGCAGAAUGCCAGCUAAUGAAAACAGAGCGACCUCGGCCCAACACCUUUGUCAUCCGAUGCUUGCAAUGGACAACGGUUAUUGAAAGGACCUUUCACGUGGAUUCUCCAGAUGAGAGGGAGGAGUGGAUGAGGGCCAUCCAGAUGGUGGCCAACAGCCUGAAGAAUCAGGAGCCCGUGGAGGACGUGAUGGACUACAAGUGUGGCUCCCCCGGUGACUGCUCGGUGGCCGAAGAGAUGGAAGUGGCCGUCAGCAAAACCCGGACUAAGGCGACCAUGAACGACUUUGACUAUCUCAAGCUUCUGGGCAAAGGCACCUUUGGCAAAGUCAUCCUGGUGCGAGAGAAGGCCACGGGGCGCUACUACGCCAUGAAGAUCCUGAGGAAGGAGGUCAUCAUUGCCAAGGAUGAAGUUGCCCACACAGUCACUGAGAGUCGAGUCCUACAGAAUACCAGGCACCCAUUUCUCACAGCACUGAAGUAUGCCUUUCAGACGAAUGACCGCCUCUGUUUUGUGAUGGAAUAUGCCAACGGUGGGGAGCUGUUUUUCCACCUGUCGAGAGAGCGCGUCUUCACGGAGGACAGGGCGCGGUUCUACGGGGCCGAGAUCGUCUCUGCCUUGGAGUACCUGCACUCCCGGGACGUGGUCUACCGCGACAUCAAGCUGGAGAAUCUCAUGCUGGACAAAGACGGGCACAUCAGGAUCACUGACUUUGGCCUCUGCAAAGAGGGCAUCAGCGAUGGGGCCACCAUGAAGACCUUCUGCGGCACUCCGGAGUACCUGGCCCCAGAGGUACUGGAGGACAAUGACUAUGGGAGGGCAGUGGACUGGUGGGGGCUGGGCGUGGUGAUGUACGAGAUGACGUGUGGCCGGCUGCCCUUUUACAACCAGGACCACGAGCGCCUCUUCGAGCUGAUCCUUAUGGAGGAGAUCCGUUUUCCUCGCACGCUGAGCCCUGAGGCCAAAUCUCUGCUGGCCGGGCUCCUGAAAAAGGACCCCAAACAGAGGUUGGGCGGGGGUCCCCGGGACGCCAGGGAGGUCAUGGAGCACCGCUUCUUCUCGCCCAUCAAUUGGCAGGACGUCUUGCAGAAGAAGCUCCUGCCCCCAUUUAAGCCCCAGGUCACAUCAGAGAUUGACACGCGGUACUUUGAUGAUGAAUUCACGGCACAGUCCAUCACCAUCACCCCCCCAGACCGAUAUGACAGCAUGGGCUCCCUUGAGUCUGACCAGCGCACCCACUUCCCACAGUUCUCUUACUCAGCCAGCAUCCGGGAGUGACUUGACCGCUGGAGC